Cuscuta campestris is the source of this 685-nucleotide messenger RNA. NCBI's taxonomy places the organism in Eukaryota, Viridiplantae, Streptophyta, Magnoliopsida, Solanales, Convolvulaceae. The record is from the annotation of a GenBank genome assembly.
AUCCAAAACAUAAAAUACCAAAGAUGCCUCAGUCAUAUAAGACUCUGAAACAAGGGUUGUCCGCUGCGACGCAAUAUCUUCCCAGAUCAUUUUCUAUAGGAGUAUAUAUUUUUGUAUAUGCCCAUGUAGCUUCUGCCCCAUCUAGGGUUCCCCGGACAGGAGCAUGCCGAUCCUAUCUUCCAUGAGUACAAAGUCCUUUUCAAUCCAAGCACCACUAACAUCGUCUGCACGCGGCUACAGGCUAAGCCUUAGCAAUGGGCAAAAUAGUAAUAUGCGCCGUACAACGAGUUCUUCAAGCAGUUUCCCAACUGCCGGACGUACGACAGUGGCACUGGCUUCGUCACCGCCACUCUCCGGGCACUGACCGAGCAGCCCGCCCCGUUGACCGAUGAUGACCAAAGGCACGAACCGUCACUCCUGGGGGGCAAUUGUGAGCAUAAUUGAUUUAAUAGGGUCACGUCCUCCUCCUGGGGGCAAUUGUGACCAAACACACAUAAUUGUGACCAAAGGAAUCUAUCUAUCAAUCUUUUUUACAUUUUUCGAGUCUUCAUGCUAGAGUGGAAAUUAUUUAAUAGAAUGAGCAAAAAUCCACAUUUUCUUCCCAUUUUUUGUUUCCACCCACUUCUUCUUCCAAUACUCAUCUCUAUUUUCUUGGCCUAACAUUUGAGUACAUUGAGGUAUUUCU